AUUUACAUAUAUCAUAGGAACUAACUUUCAGUGCUUUUUCUAAUUUCCACUAAACUAAUUUAAGAGUUAUACGCACCGUUGUUUAAAAUCGCUUGCACCUAUUGUGGCGCGUUAUUUUGUCUCUAUCUGACACUUCUACAACUGAAUAUUUUAAUUUUAGUCAUGGAUAAAGAGAUAGUUGAUGAUUUUGGCAGACAUCUCUAUGAGUUAGAACAGUUAAAGGAAUUAGAUCCUGAGUUUCACAAAUAUUUGGAGGAAAACCAUAAAGAGUUACUUAAUCCUACUUUUGAGGAAGAGCAGGGUGAAGAGCAUGAUAUAGAUAAGGAUUUAAAUGAAAAUAAUAGGACAAUAAUACUUUCAAAAGAUAGGUUUGAGAUUAUUAAAGCAGAUGCUCUAUCAAAAAAGUUAUUUCAUGGCUUUUCAGUACUGAUUUCAUGUUUUAGGUCUGUAGCUAACUUGAAUACUAUAACGAAAUAUGAAGAAUGGGAAAGUGAAAAUAAUUCAAGCAAUAAUGAAUUUAAUAAGACUAAAGGAGAACUUCCCUCAGAGAAGAAAUUUAAGUCAAAAAAAAGAAGGUUAGAAGAUGCAGUACAGACCAAUAAGAUACAAGAGAAAUUUAAGUUAGAAUCUAAACAGGUAACAAGUAACUUUCAAAUAGAAGAUCCUGAAUUGAUGGUAGAGGUUAUUGAAGUAAUUAUGUCAAAUAUAGCUGAUUUACUUUUAUAUCAUGCUUCUAAAACUGUAAAAACUUCUGAAACUCAUUUUAAUAAUGAAUUACAAAAUAUAGCAGUACAUAAACUUGCUAGGUGGAGACGUGUUGAAGGUCUAAAUCGCAUAUUUUGGCAAGAUACAUAUUCCCUAAUUUUGAAACAGUGUGUAAAUCCUGAAAUUAAUAUUGAUUUGAUAUCAAAAAUAUUACAUGAACUAUCCAAGUUCAGCUUGCUAAGAUGGCUCUUACCCAACAAAAAUCAAACUCUAAACUUUACAAAUAUUCUAUCACGCAUUUGGACUAUGAAUAAACACUUGGUAUUAAGAUCAGAGAGCUUUACUGUGCUAAAGUCGAUUAAUUAUUUACUCCAGAAUACUCAAUUUUCAGAAUUUGAGUUUAAACAGCACAGAAGAGGUUUUCGAAUAUAUGAGGAAAAAGAAGCUCAAACCAUUGCUAUUGCAAGGCAUGAACAAUUCCUUAUGUCAUUAUAUAGAGUUAUAGGAAUUACGACACUUAGAGGGGUGUCUUGGAAGAAUUUCAAGGCUGUUAAUCAAGCAAUAGAAGACUUCGUUAUUCUUCUAUGCAAUUCGGAUGUUAAUCAAGUCUAUCGUUUUGCCUAUUCUAGCAUAAGACAUCUAGGUCUUUCGAUAAGAAUUUUAUUUCUAAAGUUAUCUCGUAUGAAAAAACUAGAGAAGAAGCCAAAGAAAAAGCUGGUAGAGGAAACUAUUCCUAAUGUUUACAACUGGAAGUUUAUCUUCUAUUCAAGAAUUUGGAUAAAAGCAAUUGGACAGAUUGCAGACUUAAAUCCCUUAGUAUAUCCCUUAACAACAUUACUUGCCGCAACAAUUAAAAUUAAAACAAUGUCAAUUACAUUCCUACCAUUUUGUUUACACUGCUGUAUGGGACUUGUUGAACUUUCAAAGAAUUCUAAAACCUUUAUUCCUUUAUUCAAUACUUUACUUGAACUACACCAAGUUCUAGCUAAAAGUUCAAUUCAAACACGCUCUACAUUUAAAAAGGAUAUAUUAAAGCAAGCUAGAAAAAGUAAACCUAGUUCUUCAGCUUUAAAAACAUCCAAUAAACCAUAUUGUGUAGAAUUCGAGUUCAAAAUAUCUUCGAACCAACAGAAGUAUGAACAAGUCAUUCAUGAGGUUCAAGAAUAUUGGAUCUACAUAUUGACCUACUAUUUAACUACAGUAGCUCUUAACCCAGCUUUCCCUGAAUUUUCAUUCCUAAUUUUGAGUAAUUUAAGGAAAUUAAUUAAAAAUCAAAGUAGACAUUGGGGUGAAGAAUCUUUAAAGAAUGCAAAGCAGCUUGUUUUAGUAACUGAAGAGACUUGUGAAGUAAUUCGCAGUAAGCGUAUACAACUAUCUUUAAAUACAGAUAUUAAUUACUAUUCAAAUGCAUCUAGUAAACAAUUCUUGGAUUCCAGCUCACUUAGCUUUGAAGUUUUUGAUUAUGGAGACAAUCCUCUUAUUAGACAUUUCGAGACUUUAUCUAGUCAAAGAGCAUUAUCUAUUAUUAAGAGAAUUGAAAUAUUUACAACUAAGACUAAGUCACUUCCAAUUACUAUUGGAAAUGAAGAUAUAGAAAUGAAGACUCUGUUAGCCGAAUUAAACAAAGUCGGCAAAUCAGUCCAAGAUUUAAAAUAUAUGGGACCAAGACAACUCAAGAAGCUAAAGCAAAAAAUAAGGGGUUCUAUUGAUAAAUCUCUUGAGACUAUUACCUCCCAAACACAAGACUGUGUAGUACCUAUAAACAUAACACUAAAUUUCAAUAAAAAAUCAAUGUUCACUCAAGAUACAAGUGUAAUUCAAAAUCAACAAUUUUCGAAACUCUCCUCAUCAUCUAUUGGAGGAGACAACUGUCCUGUAAUAAAAGAUGAUCAACCAAUUUCCACUUCAAAGUUUAAAAGUGAAUAUAAUCAAUUCAGUUUGGAUAACAAUAACCCAAUAUCUAUCUUAAAAACGAAUUUCCAAUGCGAUGACACAGUAGAGUAUUUAUAUUUUAGCUCAGAUGAGAAUUAG
Molecule: messenger RNA, 2736 nt
Organism: Cryptosporidium muris RN66
Lineage: Eukaryota; Apicomplexa; Conoidasida; Eucoccidiorida; Cryptosporidiidae
Product: Noc2 family protein
Exons: 1
Coding region: 163-2736 (857 amino acids)
Biological process (GO): ribosomal large subunit biogenesis
Cellular component (GO): nucleolus; Noc1p-Noc2p complex; nucleoplasm
Source: RefSeq, a predicted model, not a curated record